CUUGCGAUUGCUUGCUAUCGCUGUGCUCUGCCGUCGCUGUAGCUGCACUGAAGUCCCUUCCGUUUAUCGUCAGUCGAAAGGUAGAAAAUCUGUCCAUUUCCAGUUUAACCCAAGUGCAAUCUACACGUGAAUCGAUUCCCGUUACAUUGAGUGUAAAUGUAGCAAUCGGGAGUGGGACAUUUCCCGUAGAAACCCCGUCAGGUUUUGUAACCGAGUAGUGCUUUAGAACUUUGACAUCGAGUGAUUUUCUUGGACUUAGAAAAUUUUCAACUGUCUGGUUAGGUGGCAAAUAUAUAUCUUCUUGAUUAAAAUUAGACAUCGCCUCGAGAAUGAGUGUCGAAGCGGAAUCAGCCAAUUCUCAGGACUCCAAGCAGCUGAACGGUGAUCGUCCGAAUGGUGUAAGCAAUGGGCACUCGGCCGUUGGUUCGACCGGUGGCGGUGGGAGUGGCAAUGGAGAGGAACGGCACAAAAGCCACAAGAGCUCCAGCAAGGACAAACAUCGAGACAAAGAUCGGGAUCGGGAAAAGGACAAACAGCGCGAUAAGGAGCGUGAUCGGGACCGGGAUAAACACCGGGACAAGGACAAGGAACGUGACAAACAUAAAAGCAGUUCGUCGUCUAAGGACAAGGAUCGCGAAAAGGACAAAUCCAGCAGCAGUAGCAGCAAGGAUAAGGAAAGAGAUCGUCACAGUAGCUCCCACAAGAGUUCCAAAAGUGAUAAGGAUCGCGACCGGGAGAAGGACAAAGACAAGGAACGGUCCAAAGAUAAAGAGCGAUCGAAAGAUAAGGACCGCGAGAAAGAUCGCGACAAAGAACGGUCCAAAGAUAAAGACCGCGAGAAGGACAAGGAAAGGAAGGAUCGUGAUAAAGAGAAGGAUAAGUCCAGCAGCAGCAGUAGCAAGGACAAGGAUCGAGACAAGCAUAAGAGCAGUUCGUCGUCCUCUUCGUCACAUCGCGACAAAGACCGAGAUCGCGAGAAAGACAAGCACAAAAGCAGCAGUGGCAGCAGUAGAGAUAAGGACAAACAUUCCAGUAGCAAUAGUGGAAAGGACAAGGAUCGCAAGGACCGCGAUCGUGGCGAAAAAAGUUCAUCAUCCUCAAAGGAUAAGGACAAGAAUCGCGACAGGAAGGAUAAAAUCAAAGAGGAACCCGUUGAGCAGCAAGAGCCUCCUGCUGAAAUAAAAAUCGAAAAGUCCCAACCAUUUUUAAAUGGACUUGAGAGUAACGAAUCUUUCCAGGAUGUGAAGGAGACCAAAAUAGACGACCCACUGGACGUUUCUCAAGCCAGCUCCUGCGAUUACUCAAUGUCGCAGUUCCGCGAGGAUGAAACUGCAUUCGUCAUCAAAGAGGAAGCACCGGAUCCCGAUCGCGAUGCUAACAAUGACAACGAAGAGGACGACGAUGCACAAGAGGAACCGGAGGAGCUACCGUUGCAGAUCAAACAAGAAUCCGAUUCCGAGGACGAUAUUCCACUAUCUAAGCGCAAAAAGAAGGAUGAUGACGAAGAAUUCGACGGUGGUCGCACAAAAAAGAAAAUAAAGACUGAGAAAAAGGACAAAAAAGAGAAAAAGAAGAAACGCGCAUACGAAUCCGAAUCAGAGCCUGAAGAGGAAGAGGACGACGAAGAAGAGUACGCAUCGAAGAAGCAAGCUAAAAAGGCUAAACUUAAGAAGACUGCCAUUAAGCAGGAGAAGAAAACCAAGGUUAAGAAGGAGAUAAAAACGGAACCUGAAAGUCCUACCAAAGGCCGUAAGAAGAAGAAGGAAGAGGAAGAGCAUGAAGUCUGGAAAUGGUGGGAAGAAGAAAAACGUGAAGAUGGCGUCAAGUGGAACCAUCUGGAACACAAAGGUCCAGUUUUUGCGCCACCGUACGAGCGGCUGCCGGAGAACGUUAAGUUCGAGUACGAUGGCAAGCAAAUGAAGCUGUCGCAAGAUGCGGAAGAAGUCGCCGGAUUCUACGCGCGCAUGUUGGAGCACGAUUACACCUCUAAAGGUGCAUUCAACGAUAACUUCUUCAAAGACUGGCGCAAAUCGAUGAACUCGUCGGAGCGGGACAAAAUCAAAGAUCUCAAGAAAUGUAACUUCCGCUACAUGCACCGCCACUUUGCCGAUUUGUCCGAGAAGAAUCGAAACCGGACCAAGGAGGAGAAACAAAAAUUGAAGGAAACGAACGAAGCGCUGGUGAAGGAGUACGGAAUUUGCAUCAUCGACGGGCACAAGGAAAAGAUUGGUAAUUUUCGCAUUGAACCGCCGGGUUUGUUCCGUGGUCGCGGUGAACAUCCGAAGAUGGGAAUGGUAAAGCGACGUGUCAUGCCAGAGGAUGUGAUUAUCAACUGCGGUAAGGACAGCAACUGGCCAAAAGCUCCCGAGGGCCACCGUUGGAAGGAAGUUCGCCACGACAACACUGUGUCAUGGUUAGCCUCAUGGACGGAAAAUGUCCAAGGUCAGGUGAAAUAUGUCAUGUUGAAUCCUAGUUCCAAAUUGAAGGGUGAAAAGGAUUGGCAAAAGUAUGAAACUGCCCGGCGUUUGCUGAAGCACAUCGAUAAAAUUCGUGACACCUAUCGUGAUGAGUGGAAGAGCAAAGAGAUGAGAAUUAGACAGCGUGCCGUUGCGCUCUACUUUAUCGAUAAACUCGCGCUGAGAGCUGGCAACGAAAAGGACGAAGAUCAGGCCGACACGGUCGGUUGCUGUUCACUUCGCGUUGAACACAUCGAAUUGCACAAAGAGCAUAACGGGAAGGAGAAUGUAGUUGUUUUCGAUUUCCUCGGUAAAGAUUCCAUUCGUUACUACAACGAAGUUGAGGUGGAGAAACGUGUUUUCAAAAAUCUCGAACUUUUCAAGGAGAACAAAAAACCUGGUGAUGAUUUGUUCGAUCGACUGAAUACAACCGUGCUGAAUGAGCAUUUAAGAGAUUUGAUGGAAGGACUUACGGCAAAAGUGUUCCGUACUUUCAACGCUUCUUUCACACUGCAGAAUCAAUUGGCCGAGCUGACCGAUCCCGACAUGACAGUCCCGGAGAAGCUUCUAGCUUACAACCGAGCGAAUCGAGCCGUGGCCAUACUGUGUAACCAUCAAAGGGCCGUGCCGAAGUCACACGACAAAAGCAUGUCCAAUCUGAAGGAAAAAAUUCGUCUCAAGCAUGAAUCAAUUGAAAACUGCGAACAAGAAUUGCGGGAUCUGGGAAAACGGGACAAAAUCGCUCGCGAUAAGAAACAGAAGAUGCUAGAUCGUCUCAAGGAACAACUGAAGAAACUUGAGCUGCAAGAGACUGACCGAGACGAGAACAAAACGAUCGCUCUGGGAACUUCCAAAUUGAAUUAUCUCGAUCCAAGGAUCUCAGUUGCGUGGUGUAAAAAGUUCGACGUCCCCAUCGAAAAAAUCUUCAACAAAACACAUCGCGACAAAUUCCGGUGGGCAAUCGACAUGGCCGACGAAAACUACGUGUUCUAAGGUGGCGUCGGUCCGAUUCUUUUUUUGUUUUAAAUUCAUAACGAUUGUGAGCCCCAAGCGAACCCGGCCCGGAAAAACCAAACCCGUAUUCGAUGAAUCGUGAAACUAAUAUCCAAAGUGAGUGAUAUUAGAGGACGUAGGGGGGUGGUAACCGUAUUUCUAAUUUUAGGUGAUAACUAUUUUAAAGUUCAGUUCUCCGGUUUUUUUGGGCGCUCAUUGGAGGUCCAUUGAUAUAUUGGCGAGAGCGCAAACAGUGCCGAUGAGUUCCAUUUGUAAAAAGAAAACAGUUUAUAUUUAUUAAUAAAAACAAAGAAAGAAUAACGAUUCAAUCAUCCAUCCGUGAGAGGGCCAAAAUAAGUACCGUCUUUACCGUGAAUUUAAAAAAUCCAUUUUAAUCGUACAUUUUAUAAAAGAUUAUUUGUUUUCAAAAUAACUUGUUCCACUUCAAUCAUUAGGUUUCACAACUAAACUGCACUACCGAAUAGGAAGAUUUUUUUUUGUUAUCUUCAUUGUUGAAAGUGAUGUGUUGUGUAAUUCAUCAGUCGAAAAAUCGCUUACCUGUGAAACGCGCACCGAAACACAAAUGUAAUUUAUUUAUUUAGACCGAAGUGGCUAAGAAGAAAAAGGAAAGGAUAUCAUUUCUUCUCUUUCGAUAAUCACUGUAUGAAUGAAUAUUAGUUUUAUUAUAUUUUAUCACUAGUUUGAUAAGUAGUAGCAAUUAAUUCUGCAACGUAGGUAUGUACUGAGAGUGAUUUGAAAGAGUUUCCUUACGACAAAAAAAAAUAAAUAUAAAUAACCGAAACGUGAACAUGAUUUAAUCAAAUUCGUGCUGAAAUAUGAGAGCGGAAGGGAAAAAAACUAAAUAACCGUGUGGCAAUGAAACAACAACCGAUAGUGAAAAUGGAAAAAUAAAGAUAACUAAGCUAAAGUUCAUAUUUACAAACCGUACAAUCGUAAUCCUACUAGAUAUUAGUCCAGAAAGCAAAACAAACAAACAAAAUGAACAGAGCAAAAUAAACUCAAACAAUGUACCAUUUGUAGGACAAGCAAAAGAACAACUACAACAAAAAAGUGCAGUAAAUAAUCUACUACUAUAUAAGGGACAGUUUUUUUUAAGCUUUAAGUAAAUCCGUAUCAAUAAGUCAUUAUGGUUGACGACUAGAGUGCAAGAUAUCCGAGAGCUGCCGCUCGUCGCUUGGCACUACUAAGUUAAAUAUAGUAGGAAGAAUAAAAGAAAAACGUGCCCACAUAAACAUAAAUUACUAUACUAGUAGUAUGUAAGCAAAAAAAAAGCAAACAACUAUUGCAACCACAGAACAGAACUCAUUUUUUUAACAUGGUUACUAUCGGUUUUCUUUAUAAAAGGAAACUGGACCGUUUAGACACUCAUGAACACUCACACACACAUACACACACACACCGACACACACACAUAUAUAUAAAUAUAUAUGUAUGGACUAAGAGAAAAAUCUAAAUAAUUGUAAUGAAAUGAUUGAGCGAAAAAAAAGCUAUGUUGAAAGCAAAAAUGUCAGAAAUAAAAAUUGAAAAAUUGUGAUUAAA
Messenger RNA from Malaya genurostris, 5009 nucleotides. RefSeq names its product DNA topoisomerase 1 (gene Top1). Gene Ontology annotation, molecular function: DNA topoisomerase type I (single strand cut, ATP-independent) activity; DNA binding. The record is from RefSeq and is a predicted model, not a curated record. The coding region runs from base 330 to 3449 and encodes 1039 amino acids. Gene Ontology annotation, cellular component: nucleolus; chromosome. Lineage: Eukaryota; Metazoa; Arthropoda; Insecta; Diptera; Culicidae. The transcript is spliced from 8 exons. Gene Ontology annotation, biological process: DNA topological change; DNA replication; chromosome segregation.